Periophthalmus magnuspinnatus is the source of this 1583-nucleotide messenger RNA. It is a transcript of the gene mthfd2, whose product is annotated as methylenetetrahydrofolate dehydrogenase (NADP+ dependent) 2, methenyltetrahydrofolate cyclohydrolase. Gene Ontology annotation, cellular component: mitochondrion. Bases 151 to 1167 code for a protein of 338 amino acids. NCBI's taxonomy places the organism in Eukaryota, Metazoa, Chordata, Actinopteri, Gobiiformes, Gobiidae. Gene Ontology annotation, biological process: tetrahydrofolate interconversion. The record is from RefSeq and is a predicted model, not a curated record. The transcript is spliced from 8 exons. Gene Ontology annotation, molecular function: methylenetetrahydrofolate dehydrogenase (NAD+) activity; methylenetetrahydrofolate dehydrogenase (NADP+) activity; methenyltetrahydrofolate cyclohydrolase activity.
AGGCGUGGGUAAGUGGGAGGGGUGCUAGUUAAAGCGCGUCUCUGCGGCUCGUCCUUCCACAGAGCCCUUCUCUUUCGGCUCCGGCGCAGCUCGUCUGUUGUACCUGGUGGUUUGUCCUCUGUCCUCUGUCCUCUCCUCUUCGUCUUUAUCAUGGCUGCGGUCAGGACCCUCAGAAAACUGUGCCAACACUCGCAGCACCAGGUCUGCCAACUGCACACGAGCGCGGCAAGACAAGAGGCUGUGGUGAUCUCGGGGAGGAAGCUUGCACGGCAGAUCCGAGAGGAGACGCGGGUGGAGGUGGAGAAAUGGGUGCUAGCGGGGAACAGGAGACCCCAUCUAAGUGUGGUGCUGGUGGGGGAUGACCCAGCUAGUCACUCCUACGUCCUCAACAAGACCCGGGCUGCUGCGGAUGUUGGUAUCUCCAGUGAGACCAUCCUGAAGCACUCAUCCACCAGUGAGGAAGCCCUGCUGGACCUCAUUGACAAACUCAACUCAGACCACCGCGUGGACGGGCUGCUAGUACAGCUACCUCUGCCUGAUCACAUUGACGAGCGCACGAUCUGUAACGCUGUGGCACCUAUCAAGGAUGUGGAUGGUUUCCAUGUGGUGAACGUGGGCCGCAUGUGUCUGGACCAGGCCACCAUGCUGCCUGCCACCCCGUGGGGCGUGUGGGAGAUCAUUAAGCGCACAGGGAUCCCCACACUGGGGAAGAAUGUGGUGGUGGCCGGACGCUCUAAGAAUGUGGGCAUGCCCAUCGCUAUGCUGCUGCACACGGAUGGGCGUCAUGAGAGGCCUGGAGGUGAUGCCACAGUGACCAUCUCGCACCGGUACACGCCCAAAGAACAGCUCUGCCAGCACACCAAAAUCGCUGAUAUCAUUGUAGCUGCAGCAGGAAUCCCUAACUUGAUCACUGCAGAUAUGAUCAAAGACGGAGCAGCUGUCAUUGAUGUGGGAAUAAACCGGAUACAGGACCCAGUGACCGGGAAGAGCCGGCUGGUGGGAGAUGUGGACUUUGAAGGUGUGCGACAGAAGGCAGGCUUCAUCACCCCAGUGCCUGGAGGUGUGGGGCCCAUGACUGUGGCCAUGCUGAUGAAGAACACGGUGAAAGCCGCUAAGAAUAGCCUGCUGUGCCCCCCUGAGAGGCUGCGCAUGGCUGCCGCGUCCUAAUUGGCCGUGGGUGCACCCAAGGGUCCUGCUCCACUGACAUUCCACCCCCUCCCUCCCCCACAGUUUAUCGGAGAGCUUCCUGGAGCUCCUUUGCACAUAGACAGGGAGACACACAACGCCAGUCCAGCCAUAUUGAAACUGUUACUGACUCCGCAGCUGAAAUUUUACCCUAUGCCAUUAUUUAUCCAUUUUUUAAAAAUGUCUGUGGAACAACACACAGACUUUUUAGAGUUAUUUAUUACUGCAGUAUUUAAGUGGAGAAAUUUGACAGUUUCUUUUAUUUUUAUUUCACUGGUGGUUUAGCCUUAGUUACAAAGGGCUACCAAAAUCAGGUCUGAAGAUAUAUAGAAUAUCAGCUUUAAGAAUUCACAAUUGCCUUUGUAAAGACUUUGAAUAAAUAUUACAGUAUCUUGUCA